GGUAUGGUAUCGCCAGGAUGCGCUGCUGCCUGACCAGGUGCUCAAAGACGAUGAUCAUUUUAAAUACCAUGGGGGAUGUGAAGCUGGCUGCCUCAACACACGUUUCCAAAACCUCCCUCAGUGCGGAUCACUCAAGAGUCGGCUCCAUGCCUCUGACCGAGGCCCCUGCUUUCAUUUUGCCCCCUCGGAACCUCUGCAUCAAAGGAGGAGCCACUGCCAAGUUCGAAGGGAGGGUCCGGGGUUACCCAGAGCCCCAAGUGACGUGGCACAGAAAUGGGCAACCCAUCACCAGUGGCGGCCGCUUCCUGCUGGAUUGUGGUAUCCGGGGGACUUUCAGCCUUGUGAUUCAUGCUGUCCGUGAGGAGGACAAGGGAAAGUAUACCUGUGAAGCCACCAAUGGUAGUGGUGCCCGCCAGGUGACAGUGGAGUUGACGGUAGAAGGGGCCUUUGUGAAGAAGCAUGGUCAGCCUAUUGUUUCCAAAACCUUGGGGGACAGAUUCACAGCACCCCCAGUGGAGACCCGUCCUAGCAUCUGGGGAGAGUGCCCACCGAAGUUUGCUACCAAGCUGGGCCGAGCCGUGGUCAAAGAAGGACAGAUGGGACGAUUCUCCUGCAAGGUCACUGGCCGGCCCCAACCACAGGUCACCUGGCUCAAGGGAGAUGUUCCCCUGCAGCCAAGUGCCCGUGUGUCUAUGUCUGAGAAGAAUGGGAUGCAAGUUCUGGAAAUCCAUGAGGUCAACCAAGAUGAUGUGGGAGUGUACACGUGCUUGGUGGUGAACGGGUCAGGGAAGGCCUCCAUGUCAGCUGAGCUUUCCAUCCAAGGUUUGGAGAACACCAAUAGGUCAUUUGUGAGAGAAACAAAGGCAGCCAAUUCAGAUAUCAGGAAGGAAGUGACCAAUGGAUUCACGCAGGGGCCAACACUGGACACCUUGGAACCUGCAGCUGAACGUAAAAACUGCUCUAGCACCCAGCGAGGGGGCUCCCCUGCCUGGGCCACAGGCAGCCAGCCUCAGCCCCUGAGGGAAUCGAGGCUGGAGCCUGAGGACUCACCUAGAAAGGCCUUGAGGACCCCCGUCCUGCAGAAGACUUCCAGCACCAUCACCCUGCAGGCUGCAAAAGUCCAGCCAGAACCAAGAGCACCGGUCUCGGGCGCCCUCUCUCCUUCCAGAGAAGAGAAAGAGAGACCAGCUGCUCCCCCUCCAGGCACCCUCCCCACCAGGCAGUCUGGCCUGGGAAGCCAAGAAGCUGUGAGCAAGGUUGCUACCAGGAAAAUCCCCGUGGAGAGCUGGAGGGAUUCAACAUUCCCCAAAUUCGAGAGUAAGCCCCAAAGCCAGGAAGUCAAUGAAGAUCAAACAGUCAAGUUCAGAUGUGAGGUUUCAGGGAUCCCGAAACCCGAAGUGACCUGGUUCCUGGAAGGUGCCCCCGUGAGGAGACGAGAAGGCUCCAUUGAGGUUUAUGAAGAUGGCGGAUCCCAUUACCUCUCCCUGCCGAGAGCCCGGGUGAGGGACAGCGGGAACUACAGCUGCACAGCCUCCAACGUCCGAGGCCAGGUGUCCUGUGGCUGGACCCUCCGGGUGAAAAAAAAGAAGACAGGAAGUGACAGGAAGAGUGAGUACCUCCUGCCCGCGGCUCCUGGCAAGUCCGUCGCGCCCCUGUUCCUGCAGGGCCUCUCUGACCUCAAAGUCAUGGAUGGAAGCCAGGUCACCAUGACAGUCCAGGUGUCAGGGAACCCGCCCCCUGAGGUCAUCUGGCUUCACAACGGGAAUGAGAUCCAGGAGUCGGAGGACUUCCACUUUGAACAGAGAGGCACCCAGCACAGCCUUUGUAUCCAGGAGGUGUUCCCGGAGGACACGGGCACUUACAUCUGCGAGGCCUGGAAUAGCGCCGGAGAGGUCCGCACCCAGGCCGUGCUCACAGUGCAAGAGCCUCAGGAUGGCACCCAGCCCUGGUUCAUCAGCAAGCCUCGCUCGGUGACAGCCUCCCUGGGCCAGAGCGUCCUCAUCUCCUGUGCCAUAGCUGGUGACCCCUUCCCCACCGUGCACUGGCUCCGAGAUGGCAAAGCCCUCUCCAAAGAUACUGGCCACUUCGAGGUGCUACAGAAUGAGGACGUGUUCACCCUGGUUCUAAAGAACGUGCAGCCCUGGCACGCCGGCCAGUAUGAGAUCCUGCUCAGGAACCGGGUUGGCGAAUGCACUUGCCAGGUGUCACUCAUGCUCCAGAGCAGCCCUGCCAGAGCCCCACCGCGGGGGAGGGAGCCUGCCAGCUGUGAGGGCCUCUGCGGCCGAGGAGCUGGUGCUGAUGGUGGUGGCAGAGACUGCUAUGGGAUCCUGAGGCCCGGCUGGCCAGCAAGAGGGCAGAGUUGGCCCGAGGAGGAAGACGGUGAGGACGUGCGGGGGGUGCUGAAGAGGCGCGUGGAAACACGGCAGCACACCGAGGAGGCGAUCCGCCAGCAGGAGGUGGAGCAGCUGGACUUCCGUGACCUCCUGGGGAAGAAGGUGAGUACCAAGACCUUGUCGGAAGAAGACCUGAAGGAGAUCCCAGCUGAGCAGAUGGAUUUCCGCGCCAACCUGCAGCGGCAAGUGAAGCCAAAGACUGUGUCGGAGGAAGAGAGGAAGGUACAUAGCCCCCAGCAGGUUGACUUCCGUUCUGUCCUGGCCAAGAAGGGGACUCCCAAGACCCCAAUGCCUGAGAAGGUACCCCCACCAAAACCUGCCACCCCAGAUUUUCGCUCAGUGCUGGGCAGCAAGAAAAAAUUACCAGCAGAGAAUAGUAGCAACAAUGCUGAGGCCUUGAAUGCCAAGGCAGCAGAAAGUCCCAAGCCCGUGGGCAAUGCCCAGCCUUCAGGGUCCCUGAAACCCAUGGGCAACGCCAAGCCUGCUGAGACCCCAAAACCCAUGGGCAAUGCCAAGCCAGCCGAGACGCUGAAACCCAUGGGCAAUGCCAAGCCUGCUGAGACCCUGAAACCCGUGGGCAAUGCCAACCCAGCCGAGACCCUGAAACCCAUGGGCAAUGCGAAGCCAGCUGAGACCCUGAAACCCGUGGGCAUUGCCAAGCUAGCCGAGACCCCAAAACCUAUGGGCAUCGCCAAGCCUGCCGAGACCCUGAAACCCUUAAGCAAUGUUAAGCCUGCCGAGACCCUGAAACCCUUGAGCAACAUUAAGCCUGCUGAGACCCUGAAACCUGUGGGUAACUCCAAGCCUGCUGAGACCCCGAAACCCGUGGGCAAUGCCAAGCCAGCUGAGACCCCAAAACCCUUGGGCAACGUUAAGCCUGCUGAGACCCUGAAACCUGUGGGCAAUGCCAAGCCAGCUGAGACUCCGAAACCUGUGGGCAACGCCAAGCCAGCUGAGACCCCGAAACCUGUGGGCAACACCAAGCCAGCGGAGACCCUGAAACCCGUGGGCAACACCAAGCUAGCCGAGACCCCAAAACCCAUGGUCAUCACCAAGCCGGCUGAGACCCUGAAACCAUCUGGGAAAGAAGAACUCAAGGAGGUUAAAAAUGACGUGAACUGCAAGAGGGAGCAUGCAGGGGUCACAGAUAAUGAAAAAAGGGCAGAGAGCCGAGGGACAGUGCCAACCUUCAAGGAGAAGCUACAAGACGUCCAUGUGGUUGAGGGCGAGAAGCUGCUACUCCAGUGCCAGGUGUCCUCUGAACCCCCGGCCACCAUCACCUGGACGCUGAAUGGAAAGACACUCAAGACCACCAAGUUCAUCAUCCUCUCCCAAGAAGGCUCACUGUGCUCCCUCUCCAUCGAGAAGGCGCUGCCCGAAGACAGAGGCUUAUACAAGUGUGUAGCCAAGAAUGGCGCCGGCCAGGCUGAGUGCUCCUGCCAAGUCACCGUGGACGAUGCUCCCGCCAAUGAGAAUGCCAAGGCCCGGGAGGUGAAAGCCCGGAGGCCCAAGAGCUCUCUUCCUCCGGUGCUAGGAACAGAGAGUGAUGCAACUGUGAAAAAGAAACCUGCCCCCAAGACACCUCCGAAGGCAGCCAUGCCCCCUCAGAUCAUCCAGUUUCCUGAGGACCAAAAGGUGCGCGCAGGAGAGUCUGUGGAGCUGUUUGGUAAAGUGACGGGCACCCAGCCAAUCACCUGUACCUGGAUGAAGUUCCGAAAGCAGAUCCAGGAGAGCGAGCACAUCAGGGUGGAGAACAGCGAGAAUGGCAGCAAGCUCACCAUCCUGGCUGCACGCCAGGAGCACUGUGGCUGCUACACACUGCUGGUGGAGAACAAGCUGGGCAGCAGGCAGGCCCAGGUCAACCUCACUGUCGUGGACAAGCCAGACCCCCCAGCCGGCACGCCUUGCGCCUCUGAUAUCCGGAGCUCCUCGCUGACCCUGUCCUGGUACGGCUCCUCAUAUGACGGGGGCAGUGCCGUCCAGUCCUACAGUGUCGAGAUCUGGGACUCGGUGGACAAGACGUGGAAGGAACUAGCCACAUGCCGCAGCACAUCUUUUAAUGUCCAGAACCUGCUGCCUGACCGAGAGUAUAAAUUCCGUGUGUGUGCAAUCAACGUGUACGGGACCAGUGUGCCGAGCCAGGAGUCUGAACUCACAGCGGUGGGAGAGAAACCCGAGGAGCCGAAGGACGAAGUGGAGGUGUCAGAUGAUGAUGAGAAGGAGCCCGAGAUCGACUACCGGACGGUGACAGUCAAUACCGAACAAAAAGUGUCUGACUUCUAUGACAUCGAAGAGAGACUAGGAUCUGGGAAAUUUGGACAGGUCUUUCGACUUGUAGAAAAGAAAACUGGAAAAACCUGGGCAGGGAAAUUCUUCAAGGCAUAUUCAGCAAAAGAGAAAGAGACUAUCCGGCAAGAGAUCAGCAUCAUGAACUGCCUCCACCACCCCAAGCUGGUCCAGUGUGUGGAUGCCUUCGAAGAAAAGGCCAACAUCGUCAUGGUCCUGGAGAUUGUUUCGGGGGGCGAGCUGUUCGAGCGCAUCAUCGACGAGGACUUUGAGCUGACGGAGCGGGAGUGCAUCCAGUACAUGCGGCAGAUCUCGGAGGGCGUGCAGUACAUCCACAAGCAGGGCAUCGUCCACCUGGACCUCAAGCCCGAGAACAUCAUGUGUGUCAACAAGACGGGCACCAGGAUCAAGCUCAUCGACUUCGGGCUGGCCAGGAAGCUGGAGAAUGCAGGAUCUCUGAAGGUCCUCUUUGGCACCCCAGAAUUUGUGGCACCUGAAGUGAUCAACUAUGAGCCCAUUAGCUACGCCACAGACAUGUGGAGCAUCGGGGUCAUCUGCUAUAUCCUGGUCAGUGGACUUUCCCCCUUCAUGGGUGACAACGAUAACGAAACCUUAGCCAACGUCACCUCAGCCACCUGGGACUUUGACGACGAGGCGUUCGAUGAGAUCUCCGAUGAUGCCAAGGAUUUUAUCAGCAAUUUGCUGAAGAAAGAUAUGAAAAACCGCCUGGACUGCACCCAGUGCCUUCAGCAUCCAUGGCUAACGAAAGACACCAAGAACAUGGAGGCCAAGAAGCUCUCCAAGGACCGGAUGAAGAAGUACAUGGCAAGAAGGAAAUGGCAGAAAACGGGCAAUGCUGUGAGAGCCAUUGGAAGACUGUCCUCUAUGGCAAUGAUCUCAGGGCUCAGUGGCAGGAAAUCCUCAUCAGGGUCACCAACCAGCCCGCUCAACGCAGAAAAACUAGAAUCCGAAGAAGAUGUCUCCCAAGCUUUCCUUGAGGCUGUUGCUGAGGAAAAGCCCCAUGUAAAGCCCUAUUUCUCUAAGACCAUUCGUGAUUUAGAAGUUGUGGAGGGGAGCGCUGCUAGAUUUGACUGCAAGAUUGAAGGAUACCCAGACCCUGAGGUUGUCUGGUUCAAAGAUGACCAGUCAAUCAGGGAGUCCCGCCACUUCCAGAUAGACUACGAUGAGGAUGGGAACUGCUCUUUAAUCAUUAGCGAUGUUUGCGGGGAUGACGACGCCAAGUACACCUGCAAGGCUGUCAACAGUCUUGGAGAAGCCACCUGCACAGCGGAGCUCAUUGUGGAAACCAUGGAGGAAGGAGAAGGAGAAGGGGAAGAGGAAGAAGAGGAAGAGUGAAACAAAGCCAGAGAGACGCAGUUUCUAAGUCAUGUUACAAAGACUAUUUCUCUAAAGCUCAAAAAAUCCAAGAUAGUAAAAGCACCUAGUGUGAUAGAUUAUCUAGUUAGGCCAUCUGGGGGUUGAUUCUUCAGCAACAGCAGUUGAUACCUGGCAGCGUUAUUGAUGGGCAUUAAUUUGAAUUAGCUAGAACCUUAAGAUAUCAGUGCAGCUGGAUUUAUUUCACGAAAGAACCAGUAACUUGCCUGACCAGUUGAAUUUAGAGAGCAAGUAACCAAAAGAAGUAGUUAACUGGGCAAAGUCAUACAUUCCCCAACUGAAAGCACUCGUGAAAAAUAAGGCCACAACAGGGCUCUGGGCCCUGCAGCCACAGCUCAGCCCAGAGGGUCCCUGGAGAUGGAGGCUCUCUCUCCCAGCUCCUGACUCCAGAGCACCAGGUCCUCUCCAGUCCUGCAGCACUUCAUUCUGAAGGCAGUUGAGCCAUUUUAACUUACGAGGCACAUUUUAUUCCAAAGUAUACUGUAGACAUUCAAACUUUUCAUUUCCCUCCCCCACUCUACCUGCCAGCUUUUCUGGAUCUGAACUUGCCGUGAGUUUAAGCACUAAGGACAUUACGCUUCUUAGAUUCUGAAGACAGGUCCCCUGCUCAUGGAUGACUCGGGCUUCCUUAGGAAAAUAGAACCUCCUUUCUUCCAAAAUCAGUAGGAAAUCUAAACUUAUCCCCUCUUUGCAGAUGUCUAGCAGCUUCAGACAUUUUUUUAUAAGAACCGUGAAAAAAAAAAUCCUUGCUAAUGUGCUUUUCUUCUUAAACCAGGAUUCAUAUUUGUGCUGUUAUAGAAUAUCAGCUCUGCAUGUGUGGUAAAGAUUUUUGUGUUUGAAUGUAUGAAAAACCAGUUUGCUGAAAGUUAGUCUUAAUUAUUUAUUGGCCACUAUGAAACAGAUUUCAACUGAUGAAGAGCUAUAGAACUCCACGUACUUUGGAAUCUCCUUCAAGAUAGUCUGAGUUUAAUACACCUUCAUUCUAAACACUCUCCAGAGAACUCUACCUACCUUCUGGGUUCCACGAUGUUUUUCUUCUCGAAUGUGCAUCAGUCAGGCCUUGCCCCAACCGUGAAAUAUAUUCUUAGACCUGAUAAAUGCACUCAGAUUUGCAUCUUAAAGAAUUUUUAACUUACUUUCACUACAUUGGCACUUAAAUUUUUCUUUAUAAAACUUUUUGAAGGUCAUGAACAGAGACCAUAACUCAUAUGCCUAAUACAGUUCCUCUGCGUGUGUGUGUAACAUUCCAAAUACUUUUUUUCUUUUCCACUGUUUGUAAAGUACAGCAAUUUAAUAUUUCAAGGGACUUCUUAGUAGUUCCUUGGGAACCAAUUUGAAAUUACUUCAGUGCAAUCCUACACAGUAUCAACAUUAGAAUUUUGAUAUAACUUAGUCUUUUGUUAUCUUCCAUUCUAUUUUUAUCUGCUUUUUGCUGCUACUUUCAAAUUGCCAGUAUUUUUCCUUUUUGCUUUUUAAACAGUUACAAUAUUUUUCAUAAUAGCCACAGUAUUGCCACAGUUUAUUAUAAUAAAGGGUUUUUAAUUUGAUUUAGAGCAUUCAAAGCUUUUCUUCAUCACUUUUGUGUUAGACUAUAAUCUUUAUGUGUGUGGGUGUCGCGUGUGCGUGCGCAUGUGUGGUGUGUAUGUUUGUUUACAGGUUUUUAAUGCCUUCUUGAAAUUGUGUUAAUGUUCUCUCAGUUUAUUAUGCCAUCAGAAUGGUAAAUGAGAACACUACGACUGUAGUUAGCUCACAAUUUUUAAAUAAAGGAUACCACAGUGCAUGCUGUUUGUUCAA
Ceratotherium simum simum (southern white rhinoceros) is the source of this 7868-nucleotide messenger RNA. The record is from RefSeq and is a predicted model, not a curated record. Lineage: Eukaryota; Metazoa; Chordata; Mammalia; Perissodactyla; Rhinocerotidae.